Molecule: messenger RNA, 3991 nt
Organism: Theobroma umbraticum
Lineage: Eukaryota; Viridiplantae; Streptophyta; Magnoliopsida; Malvales; Malvaceae
Source: RefSeq, a predicted model, not a curated record
UUAGGAUGUGGAAUAUAAGAACCUAUGGUUUUGAGUUUCAAACAACUUUUGAUGGAAAAUUGAGAUUUUUAGAUUUCAAUAUUGAGUUUUGAGUUUUCUCUCUUGCUUUUAUCUCUUUGUCAGUCCUUUUCUCUCAGUUUUCUCUUUUAUCACUAGUUUCUCUCAGUUUGCCUCCCCUAUUUGGCAACAAUGUAAUUAUCUUGUCAUAUGUGCAUUUGCAUGUGUAUAAUUUUGGCCUUAAUGUUACAAUUGUCCUUUUGAAUUAAGUCCUUACUUUGCAGUUUCAAGCAUUACCAAGAAGAUUUUAUUCUGACUUGUAACCUUACCCAUAAUGUGGGUUUGCAUCAUGAUCUAGCUUGCUCUGCCGGCCAGAUUAUUGAUGAUGUAAUUAGCACCCAAUUAUAUUUUACUUGAAUUGCUAGCAAUGGAGUCUUAGUAAACAUGAAUGAAUUUUAAAUUAUUAAGGUUUGUUAUUUCAGGUGAUAGAUUUUUAAACAUCUGAUGCUUUUUUUGCCUCUUUUUGUUUUUCAAUAUUCUCGUCGUUUUUUAAUUAAAGUGAUUAAGUAUCCUUUUUGAAACUGAUCAAGCUUUAGUCAGCUCAUGUUGAAUGUACCAUACUCCGUUAAGCUCUAGCUGUUGUUGACUUUUGUCUUCUGAAAUUUGUGAUUGGGCAUGUCCUUCUGUAUAUAGUUGCAAGUCACUGCAAUUGAAUAUGGUGAUUAAAAAAUUUUCCAGAUCUUGUUAAUUAACCAAGUUCUCAUAUUGGGCAGAUGGUUGCUCAUCUGUAAUUUACAUUGCUUUCAGUUGACCACUGAAAUUUUAGAAUAGGGCUUGAGGUAUUCUUUUCUUUAUUUCUUGUCUUGAAGUUUAUGAUAAACUGAUAUUCAUGCUACUGAUUGAAUAAAUUCAAUUCACCAAAUAAUGUGGAUGCAAUGUUAAUUUGGAAAUCUUUCGUGAGCAGUGCACUGAGACAUAUAGUCAGGUUGCAUUUUGUCAUGUUUACCUUUCUAUUCCUCUACAUGCAAAUGUCUGUCACUACCUGUAGUAUAUUACAUGCUAUUAGCAUCUUUGUUUAUUUCUCCUUUCCUGCUGCAUGCAUGGUAGCAUUUUUAUUUAAACUUUGAUAAAUUUCCGGAGCUGAUCUGUGUGCACCUGAUGUAGAACAAGUACUCUCAACUCCAAACACUCAAGAACUAAUUUGACAUCUCAAUCAAACUUCUCCAAAAGCUUACCUUUGUCAAACUGAUGCUUAGACAUCUAAAUUGCCAUAACAUUAUCUUAUGAGUGCAUGACUGAAGUUCUUAGCAGAACAUUUUGUCUAAGUAUGAUGAUCAGCAUGACUGAGGUACUCAUUUUCUUUUUCCUGAUAAUUGACUCAGGCUCUCAACAAAAUGAUUUGGCUUCAUCCCCUGGGAAAAGUUUAAAUGGAAGUUUCAGAAAGUUUAUAUCUGGUUUUCUGCGAAAUAAUUUGGACUCCUCUCCAGGGCAAAGCAUAGAUGGAAGUUUCCGAAAAUCUAAUUCUGUUAUCUCCACCCAUAGUGUGUCUGGAAUUUCAUCUUCAAGCAAGUUCUUUCCAACUUCAAGAAGAGUGUACAAGGCACUGAAGGACUGUGGAAGGAAACUUGUUGACCAGGAGUUAUUUAAACAGAAUCUUGAGGAUUGGGUUUUGGAAAAUUCUUGUGUGGAGCAUGUUACAAGGGAGCAGUCUUUUUUUAGGCCCCCAUUUCUGAUUGAUGAACUGCGCAAGUUUGAUUUAGCAUUGGAAGGUGUUCUCUUUCAGCAACUGUACCGUAUGCCAUGUUCUCCAUAUGCUUCUAAACCUUUGAAGGAAGAUGAGUAUCUUGCUUUGGAAGACUUUCUUCAUACUAUAGUAAAUGGCCUCUGGCGUACAUUUUGGCGUAAAAGCGGACCAUUACCUUUCUUUUUGUCUUGUUCCCCUCAUCCUAAAUCUAAGUUUUAUGCUGUUGAGAAGGCAAUAUCAAGAGGAAGGAUAGAAGAGCUACGUGGUUUAGCUUUAAUAUCUAAAAGUGGGAGUGAUCUAAAGGUUCAUUGGGAUCAAGUAGUGCAGUUUGCCUUGUUUAGACAAGAUAUACUAUCAGGAAAUGAGUUAAGAUUGUCUGCUAGCAGUAUAUGCGAAGCCCUAUUUUAUGGUGUUCAUAUACUCAUUUCUAGGAGUUUGAGCAAGUCCAGAACCAUUGAGAGUGAUUCUGUUUUUCUUAUGAUUUUUGAUUCUAAAUUUGGUGCAGUGGUAAAACUUGGAGGUGAUCUUAGUACACUUGAGUUGAACACAGCUGAUCCAUACCAGUCUGUGGUCCAAUGGAUAAAGUGUCAUGCUGAAGUCCUUGUUUCAUCAGUGGACAGAAUAUGGAAUAAGCUUGGGAAUGCAAAUUGGAGGGACCUGGGGACUCUUCAAGUACUUUUAGCUACUUUUUAUUCCAUAAUCCAGUGGAAUGGACCUCCAAGAAAGUCAAUAGCCUCAUUGGCCUCAAAUCAUAGCCUUCGUCUUCAGAAGCGUAGAAUAGAAUGCCGCCUAGCUGAGAAUGAAAAUGCUCUAGUACCUUACCAGCAGGCUGGCUUUCAACAUGGAGAGAUUGUUGAACUUGAUCAUAGUGAUAAUCCCCUGGUAAAGAAUUCAUCACGCCUGAAGCUUAAGCAGGGCGAGAUAUUGUUUUUGGAGGAUCAACAGCAGGGCCAGAAAAGUUUCCAGAUACAAGAGUCCUUCAUAGGAGGCAACUCUUUUCUCUAUGGUGCUAUUUCUCUAGAUUAUCCCACACAGUUGUUAACUUUGUAUGCUGGUGCUCAUCCAUCCAGACUUGAACCUUCCUGGGAGGAUAUGAGUCUGUGGUAUCAAGUACAAAGGCAAACAAAGGUACUAAACAUAUUGAAACAGCAAGGAAUUUCAAGCAAAUAUUUGCCUGAUAUAAUUGCCUCUGGCCGACUUCUGCAUUCUGGUCCUUGCAAAAAGCAGAGUCCAAGUGGACGAUGUGAUCAUCCUUGGUGCGGAACCCCAGUUCUUGUCACAUAUCCAGUUGGGGAGCCACUUUCGUAUAUAGUUGCUAAGGAUGGCCCAUUUUCGUCUGAUGAUGCAUUACGCUGCUGCCGAGACUGCCUAGCCGGUCUAAGUAGUGCAGCAGCAGCCAAUGUCCAGCAUGGUGAUAUUUCCCCUGAAAACAUAAUUCGUGUUUUGGACACGCAAGGUAUAAGAAACAAAGUUUUGUACAUCCCAAUUUCAUGGGGUCGUGCAGUUUUGGAAGACAGGGACAGCCCAGCAAUAAAUUUGCAGUUCUCGUCUUCUCAUGCACUUCAGCAUGGGAAACUCUGUCCCGCAUCCGAUGCUGAGAGCCUUGUCUACCUCCUUUCCUUUGUUUGUGGGGGAACAAUGCAGCAACAGGAUUCUAUCGAAUCUGCUUUGCAAUGGAGGGAGAAAAGCUGGGCAACGCGGUCGAUUCAGCAGCAGCUAGGUGAAGUUUCACCUUUACUAAAGGCAUUUGCUGAUUAUGUGGAUAGCCUUUGUGGAACACCAUACCCAGUUGAUUAUGAUAUUUGGUUGAAAAGGCUUAACAAAGCUGUGGACGGAUCUGUGUCAGCUGAUAGAGGUAAAAUGAUUGAAGAAGUUCUGCCAUAAACGUUAAGAUAGGAAGAUGUGGCCGAGUCUUAGGGGACCUCUGGAGGUAGUGCUUAAUUUUCAUGGAGUACCGAGUUUUAAAACAACUUUUUCGUUUUCGUAACUAUCCGUCGUUGAGAUUCAAUUGUUUUAAUUGUUCAACCGCAAGGCUUCUAGGUUCGCAAGUCUCAGGUCUUGCCUUUCUAUAUGCUGUGAUUUUUGCAAGUUGAGCUUCAUUCUAACAUGCUCCAACGGUGUUUGCAUUUAUGAAAAAUGGAUGCCAUGUAAAUGAGACUACUUGUCGAGUCACUGCCCGAGCAAGCGAUUGCAGUGUACAAUGUCACUUUGGCAAAAGGUAUAUACAGCGAAUGUUGCUGCUUGUGUUAA